Archocentrus centrarchus (flier cichlid) is the source of this 753-nucleotide messenger RNA. Its product is annotated as histone H2B-like. The transcript has a single exon. The record is from RefSeq and is a predicted model, not a curated record. NCBI's taxonomy places the organism in Eukaryota, Metazoa, Chordata, Actinopteri, Cichliformes, Cichlidae. Gene Ontology annotation, cellular component: nucleosome. Bases 34 to 405 code for a protein of 123 amino acids. Gene Ontology annotation, molecular function: protein heterodimerization activity; DNA binding; structural constituent of chromatin.
AUCCAGUCAAGUGAAGAGCUUCAACCAUCAGCCAUGCCUGAUCCAGUGAAAACAUCCAAGAAGGGCUCCAAGAAAGCCGUCUCUAAGAGCACCUCAGCAGGUGGGAAGAAGAGGAGGAGGAGCAGGAAGGAGAGCUACGCCAUCUACGUGUACAAGGUGCUGAAGCAGGUCCACCCCAGCAUCGGCAUCUCCUCCAGGGCCAUGAGCAUCAUGAACUCCUUCGUGAAUGAUACCUUUGAGCGGAUCGCCGGUGAGGCCUCCCGCCUGGCUCGCUACAACAAGCGCUCCACCAUCAGCUCCAGGGAGAUCCAGACCGCCGUCAGGCUCCUGCUGCCCGGUGAGGUGGCCAAGCAUGCCGUGUCCGAGGGCACCAAGGCCGUCACCAAGUACACCAGCUCCAAGUAACCUGCUCUGAUGCUGACUGUGAAACUACACACAAAGGCCCUUUUCAGGGCCACCCACCAUCCAGCUAAGAGCUGCUCUCCAACAAUGUACAACUUUGUUCAUUCAUAUUUCAGUUUUUACUCAAUUAUUGUUUACAAAUCUGAAAAUAAACACAAAUCAGAUAGAGCUACACAGCAGUCAUGUAUAUUAAAGUAAGGUGUUUAGUACACAUGAAUGUAACUGCAAAACAUUAAAUAUAAAACUGCAUUUGUUAAAUUAUGAGGAAAUUUCUUCUCUACAACUUAAACAUUGAGUUUGUAUUGAUUAUUUAAUUACAGAAAAACAUCAACACUAAGGGAUUGAUCAAUC